Vicia villosa (hairy vetch) is the source of this 2500-nucleotide messenger RNA. Its product is annotated as putative RING-H2 finger protein ATL21B. The transcript is spliced from 2 exons. Gene Ontology annotation, molecular function: polysaccharide binding. The record is from RefSeq and is a predicted model, not a curated record. Lineage: Eukaryota; Viridiplantae; Streptophyta; Magnoliopsida; Fabales; Fabaceae. The coding region runs from base 90 to 1268 and encodes 392 amino acids.
ACUAUUAUAGUGUGCCUGUUGUUAUAGAUUGUGACAAUUGAUGACAACCAAUACCAAUAAUUUAGCAAACCCAAAAUCCAUUGACAAACAUGAACAUUCCCAAACCCAUUCUCAUCCUAAUCUGUUUCCAUUUCCUCUUCAACAGUCAUCAAACACAAACACUGGCACAAGCACAAGCAGCCAUAGAAACAUGCUUAGACACUGGUUGCCACACAAAUCAACCACUAAUCCGAUUCCCAUUCUACAUAGAAACAAAACAAGCAAACAACACAUGUGGCUACCCAGGUUUCAAACUACUAUGCAACAAAAAUGAAAAAAACCAAACACUCCUCAAUCUACCUUACAUGGAAGUACUCAACAUCCAAAAAAUAAACUACGCAACACAAGAACUUUAUGUGAAUGAUCCCAAUAACUGUCUUCCAAAACGACUUCUCUCACUUAACCUCUCAGCUUCUCCUUUCCAUCCCGUUUACAAUCAACAAUUCACCUUUUUUAAAUGCUCCUUUAAUUUGAAACAUCUCACGUCUCGUUACAAACCAAUAGCCUGUCUAAGUGAUUCUCCCAAGUACAACGUUUUCGCGACACCGUCGCUUACGGUGUUUUUGCACUUGUCGUCUGUUUGUGACAUAGUUGACACCGUGAAUGUGCCGGUUCAAUCGCCGUUUUAUGAUCAGGUGUUGUCGUCGGAACUCAAGGAUGAUAUUCGGUUGACGUGGAAUUCGCCGUCGUGUGGGAGGUGUGAGUCUCACGGUGGAAGAUGUGGCUUCCAAGAUAACUCAACUCUUGAAAUUGCUUGUUACAAUAUCCCUUCAAGACAAGGGAUUUCCCGUGGUGUAAGUUACACCAUAGCCAUAUGUGUAGGAGUACCAACACUGUUAUGUUUCAUAUCGAUAUUGAGUUGGAUAUGCAGCAAGUUCAGAUUUAGGAUCCAUGGUUGGACUUGGGCUCCUGAGACGGUGGCAGAUUUUGAAUCUCUUAUUGAUCCACAACAAUACAACAACAUUUUGGGUCUUGAUAAACCUACAAUUGAAUCUUACCCAAAAAUAGUUAUAGGUGAUGAUGGCAUUCACUUACCAAGACCUAAUGAUAAGACAUGCUCAAUAUGCUUGUCUGAGUAUAUGCCUAAAGAGACAGUGAAAUCUAUGCCUGAAUGUGAACAUUGCUUUCACGCGCAAUGCAUCGAUGAAUGGCUUCCACUGAAUGCGUCAUGUCCGAUAUGUCGAACUUCUCCCCCAUGGUUACCAUCACAAAAUCUAGCUCAAUCAUGACUGUAAUGGUUAAUUAAUUGUUGAGUUGUUAAUGAACCAUGGUAUUUUUGUGGAGGUUCGUUGGUUUUAUUUGUUUAUAUUGUAAUUUGGAUUUGAAAUUGCUAAGUUAAUGUAAAUGUACAAAGAACCACCAUUUACUUGUCUUUCACUUUGACCAUACAUGUUGUUGACAAGCAUUUUUAAAACUACUUAUCAUAAGAAGUUCUUGAAAAUUGUUUGCUAAAAUGCAACUUCAUUCAAUAUUUAUACGCUCAAACUCAUAGUAAUAAAAUUCUAUUUAUUUGGAACGUUAAUUAAUAUAGGAGAAUCAUGUUAAUUAAGUGUGCAAUGAGUCAUUGAUAACAAAGCAUACAAUAUAAUGUAGGAUAGCAAACACAUGGUGUAUUUAAGUAUUGUAGUUAAGUAGGAUCGUUGAGCUUGUUAAAGAGUCUCAUAUCGAAUGAGAAAUGAUAUUUAAAUAUGCUUAUAAAAGGAGUGUGUUAAUGACUUCUCGAUCCGAAACAAAUCACCAUGUUUGUUGCAUAUACCAUCUCAAUCGGUGAAACCAAUGCCACACCAGUUAUUCCCUUAAAUUUAACAGUAUCAAUUUUCUUUUAAUGGAUGGGGAAAUUCAAUGUCCUCUUGAUCGGCUACAGUCAACUUGGUUUUUUCAAUGGAACAAAACCUUCACCUAUUGUAUAUGCAGAUUUCAAUUAUUGAAGGAGACAAAAUCAACUUAUUUUUCAUGCUAUUUUAUCAAUGAAACAAAACCUUCACCUAUAGCUCUUAGAAUUUGUGAGAAUCCAUAAGCUUUUGAUGAAAUUCAUGAUCUAUUGAUUGAUAAUGAAAUUUUUUUACAAGGUGGUUAAGAACCAACCCCAUUCUAACUGCUCAGGUGACUCAUAGAGGCAAGCCAACCCCUCCAAAGAAAGGCCAUUUCGACAAUCAUAAAGGGCCACUAGUUUGGAAGAAUUGUGAAAUUUGGAAAAAUUGCACGGAUUUCUGUGAUAAAACCUACUGAUGGCAAUGGUCCCCACAUGACUGAGGCAACUAUAUUUGUUACCAUUGAUUUAGCAGGUCAAGGAGUGUGACAGAGUAACAGAGCGCAUGAGCAAAAUGCGAGACUUUCCUCCAUCCGACUAUCUACAAUGGUUCAUAGAUUCAACAACCUCAUUUUUUACUUUUUAUACUCUACAUUAUUUUUUCUAUUUCACCUAAUAAUUCAACACUCAUUUAACUUUUACUCACUACAA